CUCUAUGACAAGAGUAUCCAUUUAACGCUCCUGUGUUUUCCUCUCUUCUCCUCAGCAGAGGUUUGUCUCUGCCAAGCCUGGACAACAGCUUCAGGCGCUGGAGCCACGUGGAUCCUGCUGCCUCGUGUGGUUUGAUGAGAACCAGGACUCCCUGCAUCCCAGCCCCCCCUACACCCAGGCAGAGGACCAGGAGUGUGGUAGUAGCUGCUUACCCAUCCUCCCCCGGCCAGCUGUCGGUGGCUGAGCCCAGCCAGCUCAGCCGAUCGGCCCCCAGCCUCAUGGAACCACUACUGUGCUCCAACACUAUGAUGCAGGCCAGGGCCCACAUCCAGACCCGACUUGGUUCUCAAGAUACUAUUCAUGAACAAAAGGGUCCCUUUCCGGCUCUGAACCCUCGAACACCGAAGCUGUUGGCUCCGCUGAGCAGCAGACCCAGGGACGGUGCAGCUCUGCCAGCACUGAAGCCUCGUGUUCCCCUGAAGCCCAUCAGCCGGAGCCCCCUUUGCUCCAGGGCCUGGCUGAGGAGAGAGCGGCUGUUCCGGGGCAGCCCACGCGCUGGCAGUGAGGAGAGCGGGUCCAGCAGCAGUUCUAUUGAUCUGGAGGAUGAGGAGAGGGAUACUCAGGAGAGAUCUUCAGAGGGGAGCCAUCUGAAGUUUGAUGGAGACACGGUGUUGCAGCUUUCGAAGGAUGGGAUCCCCACGGAUUUGGUUGAGGAGACCAGGCGGCAUUUUAAAGUUCAGUCCAGAAUCAGUCAGAUUCCACUGAUCCACAGAUCAACACAGAACAUGGAUGGGGACCCUAUCCACCGUGAAGGAGAUCUCAGCACUGAAAGAACAACAAACUCUUAUUGUGAAGGCAAAAUAAAUAUGAUUUAUGCAAAGGAGCAUGUCUACAAUCAUAGCUUUACAAAAUCUAACUAUGCAACACAAAGUGACACUGGGAAGAACCAUGCAGGCUACACUUCAGACCCUGAAGGUGACAUUACCCGUGAAAUUUUAUUUGAUAUAAAUGAUGCCCUGGGUGAUGCUGCUGCAGGCUCUGGAGGGAAUCACAGAAAAGAACAUCGGCAUGUACAAAAGACAGAAGUGACAAUGAAGGAUUCCUCUGAUGAAGAAACCCAGGUAGGUCAUCAAAUCCUCUGUCAUGCUGAGCUGAUAGAUUUGAAUAUCAGCUCUGCUGUGGGGGAGAUGCAGCUCUUUACAGCAGGAGUAAACAGUCCAGUGUUUCAUUCCAAGACAGAUAAGAAGAUGGUGAAAGUCUUAAACCCUGCCCAGAGCAAAGAGACAACAACCAGCAUGACCAUCGAACAAAGAGCAAAUCAUCAAACAACCCAGUUCUUCAAUCUUCGAACACAUAAAGAACGAAGUAUCAUUAGUCGGAACAAAUCCAAAACUAAUCUGAAGUGCCCCUCCACACAAGUCAAGGAUAAAACCAGGAAAAGCCCCGAGCUAAUAGUUAGCGGAGAGGCCUCAGUCAAAGUCAAAUCAAAGCCAAACCCUGUGAAAGGUUCCCAUCGUUGCUCUGACACCCCAUCGCCACGAAAGAAGGUUGUUGAUCACCCACAGAGCAGAAGAGCAAAUCCGGACAAGUCAAACAUCAGCAGAGCUCCACCACCGGGGCGGGAGCUGAAGAGCACAAGGCAGCAGAAGAGACUCAGUGCAGCCGGGACAACAAGGUCGAAAUCUGCACUGGACUUCCUCACCUACAAAGACAUGUUUCAGCAGAUUCAGAGCGGGGAAGGAGGGCCAGCCAUCUAUGAGAUGUUUGCUGGUCCCAUCUACGAGAACCUGAGGGUUUCCAGCUCCUGUGAAAAAACCAAGGAGAGACAAGUGCAGUCUGCGCCGCCCAGGAAGGUGCAGCAGUCGCUGAAAGUCAAACAGAGAACCUUGAAACAACCCCAGGGUAAAAUGAGGAGAAGCCCGGGAGAGAAUAUGGUGAUUUCAACUAAAAGCAAACCGAGACUCGCGUCCUCCAGGGUGAGACCUCACCUCACAUCUCCAUCGAGGAAAGACAAAACCACUAGACUAGACACAAAGUUAGUUCUUUCAAAUAAUGGUGAGGUUUAUCACAGUAGUGCUGAAGAAAAGGCUGCAAAUCAAAUCUUAUCUACCAUCGUGGAGGCUCUUUCAAGAUAUGACACUGAAACUUUAAACCCUGACGACAAAACACUGACCAUGGCCACAACUUCAUCUAAUGCUAAAGAUAACCAUACGUCCAUGUAUAUGCAAGAGAUCCCUGCUGCUAGGACAUCGUCUGGCAGCAGCAGCAACACUAUCGUGUCCCCAGUUUACCAGAAGUUUCUGGAUGAGGUCGGGGACGGCCCGCUUACUGAUGACCUGCUGCAAUGUCUGGCUGAGGAGCUAAUCUCACUGGAUGAGAGGGAUGUCUCCUUAGACCCAGGUUUGGAAAACCUGGAAUCCAGCAAAGGAGAGUCGGUCAGAGAAGAUGCAACAGGACGAAACAUGUUUCCAGAGGAUAUUUCAGCAAACUUUGCAGUGUUGCUUGGCUCUGGGGGGGCUGAUGAUGACACCAUCACAUGGACAAAGGGUGAGGUGCUUGGCCGAGGAGCCUACGGGACAGUGUACUGUGGCCUGACCAGCCAGGGCAAGCUGAUAGCAGUGAAACAGGUCAGUCUGGACACGUCUGACCCUGAAGCAGCAAAGAGCGAGUACGGCCACCUGCAGGGGGAAGUGGAUCUGCUCAAGGCCCUCAGCCACAUCAACAUCGUGGGCUUCCUGGGGACCCGUCUUUAUCGGCACAUGGUUUCUAUCUUCAUGGAGUAUGUUCCAGGAGGAUCCAUCUCCAGCAUCCUUCACAGGUUUGGUCCUCUGCCCGAGCGAGUGCUAGCUCUGUACACCCAUCAGAUCCUGGAAGGGGUGGCCUACCUCCACCUGAACAGGGUGGUUCAUCGCGACUUAAAGGGAAACAAUGUCAUGCUGAUGCCCACUGGCGUCAUCAAGCUCAUAGACUUUGGGUGUGCACGACGUCUCAGCUGCCUGAACCACACCGCAAGUAGUAGUGUGGACCUGCUGAAGUCCGUCCACGGCACACCGUACUGGAUGGCACCAGAGGUUAUCAAUGAUACGGGAUACGGCAGGAAGUCCGAUAUCUGGAGUGUCGGCUGCACAGUGUUUGAGAUGGCCACAGGGAAACCACCACUGGCACACAUGGACAAGAUGGCGGCCUUGUUCUACAUUGGAUCUGAAAGGGGGUCGAUGCCCUCCUUACCGGAUGGGUUCUCGGAUAAUGCCAAGGAUUUCGUAAAAAACAGCUUGACAAGUGACCAGAGACUACGGCCGUCUGCAGACGAGCUCCUGACGCAUCCAUUCAUCCCCAAAAAUGAGACUGGAGUGAACCCUUGGGAAAAAACAAAAAAGAACUGCUGUGGUCACCCAGCGGGACACUGUGCUUAACAUGGAGUUACACUGAAACACAACACUGCUCAGUGGGACAGUUGUUUGUGGAGUUUAGGUUGAAGAAUCAGGACACUUGAAGUUUUGUUGUGAUCCUUGAAGGGCCCGUCACCUAUCCCUGCUUUCUGUUUGGGCGCAUGGGGCUUUACAUUUAUAAGCUGAAUUUUAAAUGGACCUAAAAAAGAAGCACAUUCAUUAAUUUCACUUAGCAUCUUGACAGAACCUGUAAAAUGAAAAUAGAUGACAAUUUACCUAUAGAUAUUGGGUUUUCUGCAGUGAUCUUAUGAAUGUGCCAAUCUAAUAAAUACCAUAAUUUUACGUUCCAUACAUUUAACUCAAGUCUCCGGCAUAUUUAGGUUCUUGUAGAAUCUAACCAUUACGGAAGGAUCUGUUGCAUUAAAAACCAAUUUCCAUAAAAUUAAUUUACAGUGUUUACUAGCUCCUCUGAUAACUUUCCUCUGAUCAGAUUUUAGGGCUUGUGGUAAGAACCUUUCAUUAUCUAAAGCUACUGUACAGGCACCAGUCCUCGUGUGGAAAUUCACAAAUCUUUAGAGUAUAGCAGCAUAGAGAUAUAUAUACACACACAUCUGCAAUAAAAUGACAGCAACAACAAGAUUAUAUACUGUAAGGAUAACAGCAAGUUGAAAGUUUAUUUGUAAUACUGAAUUGAAAUGAAAAAAAAAGGAUGUUAAGAGUGGCAUAUGCGCAUUUGUCCACAACUGUUGUUCUGUGUGCCCGACUGUAAAAUCCCUAAUGAAGGUAGAAAACAAUCCAACCUUAUCCUUGUUAGUCUUUACGUGCGCUCUACAAGUAAAUGAGUAACCGAGUCAGAAACAAGAGGAGACUGGAUCAUGUCAAGAUUUUAGAGUAGAGCUCAAGGUAUAAAACUGAUGUAAAGACAUGUCCGGAAAGGUACGUGGCUUUAAUAUAUUCAACCACCUGGAUGAGGAUGUCAGCGACGAAAAAACUAAAACAUGUCCAUAUUGCAGAUACUUGGAUCCAAGCUUUCUCCCAUAUGGCAAAUCAGUCACUGCUCUGGAAUGGAAAGAACCAUGAUUUGUUUUUUUCUCUCCUAACAAGUACAGUAAAUGGCUGAUUGAAUGAUACAAGUAUCCCUUGUAUGCACUCACAUCUAAGGGGCUACAGCCUCAUGUCAUGGAAUAAUGUCUGAUGCACUUCAAAAUAAAAAGGAUUAUGUAAACUAUAA
Molecule: messenger RNA, 4620 nt
Organism: Pleuronectes platessa (European plaice)
Lineage: Eukaryota; Metazoa; Chordata; Actinopteri; Pleuronectiformes; Pleuronectidae
Gene: map3k19
Product: mitogen-activated protein kinase kinase kinase 19
Exons: 9
Coding region: 135-3413 (1092 amino acids)
Biological process (GO): protein phosphorylation
Molecular function (GO): protein kinase activity; ATP binding
Source: RefSeq, a predicted model, not a curated record